Molecule: messenger RNA, 1017 nt
Organism: Botrytis byssoidea
Lineage: Eukaryota; Fungi; Ascomycota; Leotiomycetes; Helotiales; Sclerotiniaceae
Exons: 1
Coding region: 1-1017 (338 amino acids)
Source: RefSeq, a predicted model, not a curated record
AUGCCUUCAAAGUGGACAGAGGCACACAAGUCAACUAAUGGACCAGGUGAUGCACGUCCAACCGCCUUGCAGAUUGUACAAGAUGAGGAUCUAACAGGCAAACUCACUGGAAAAGUCAUCCUCAUAACAGGGUGCUCUUCGGGAAUUGGUGUCGAAACUGCCAGAGCUCUGUCUACCACGGGAGCGACAUUGUAUCUAACUGCACGGGACAUCACCACUGCUGAGAAGGCACUCGAGGAUAUCUUGGAGCCUGGCCGAGUGGAGGUUCUGGAAAUGGAUCUCAGCUCAUUAGCUGGGGUGAGAUUGGGCGCCGAGAAAUUUCUAAGAAAAAGGUCUAAAUUGAAUGUUCUAGUGUGUAAUGCUGGAAUCAUGGCAAUUCCAAAUUAUACCACGACUGUGGAUGGGUUCGAGACACAAUUUGGGGUUAACCAUUUGGCACAUUUUCUACUUUUUCAACUGCUGAAGGAUACGUUGCUAUCUUCUGCUUCUCCAUCAUUUAAUUCGCGGGUGGUUAUGGUAUCCAGCGCCAGUCACCGUAAUGGGGGUAUCAGACUCGACGAUUACAACUACACCAAAAGACCAGAAGAGUAUGACUUAUGGGGUUCGUACUCGCAAUCGAAGACGGCCAAUAUCUACAUGGCCAAUGAGAUUGAUCGUCGCUAUGGUCAGCAAGGGUUACAUGCAACGUCCUUGAUGCCGGGAGCAAUACCGUCUGGGAUUAACAGACAUCUUGACCCGAAAGACGUAGCGGAGUACAAUGCCACAGAGAUAAUGAGGAAAACGAUGAAAAGUCUAGAGCAAGGUGCUGCGACGACAGUGUUAGCUGCAAUUGGAAAGGAGUUUGAAAACAAAGGCGGAGUUUACCUAGAGAAUUGCGAAGUUGCAGGACUCUAUCCUUCUGAUCGUCAGCUCGAUCACGUUGCUAACAUCCCGGGGUAUGUGGAGCAUGCUUUUGACAAAGAAAAAGAAGGUAGACUUUGGCGGGACUCUUUGAAGAUGGUCGGGUUGGAUGAGUGA